Molecule: messenger RNA, 1767 nt
Organism: Exserohilum turcica Et28A
Lineage: Eukaryota; Fungi; Ascomycota; Dothideomycetes; Pleosporales; Pleosporaceae
Exons: 8
Coding region: 1-1767 (588 amino acids)
Biological process (GO): transmembrane transport
Molecular function (GO): transmembrane transporter activity
Source: RefSeq, a predicted model, not a curated record
AUGAAUAAUUUGACAACCGCAAAGGAAAAGCACCUGGAGCCGCCGGGGGAUACCUCUGCCGAAAGAAUUGAGCGCAUCGAUGACAGGCCGAGCGACUUCCUUGAUCCGCACCGGGCAGCCCUUGAAGAAAAUCCUGAUCAUGCCGAAAGACCAUCUACUCGCACUAUUCUUGCCAUGAUAUUCUUGGCAUUAUCAUAUGUUUGUCCAAUUGCGUGUGGAUUUGCACUGCCUGUCGCUCUUGUUGCACAGAUAGGCCAGGAUCUUGGAAAUUCAACCCAAAUUGCGUGGCUAGUUGGAGGUUGGUCCACUGCAUCAUCUGUGUCCUUCUCUGUAGCGGGUAGUUUGAGUGAUGUCUUUGGUCAACGGUGGACUAUACUCAGCGGCCAGGUCUUUUGCCUGAUCGGAUCGAUUGUUGCAGCCACAGCAAACUCAGUGACCAAUAUUAUUGUUGGCUCAACAUUUCUCGGAUUCGGUGGAGGCAUGAUUUUCGUUGCUUACGCCGGCGUAUCCGAAAUUCUUCCUAACAAAUGGCGUGGCACCGGUCUCGCGACGAUUGAACUUGCAAUCAAUAUGUCGCAGCCAUUCGGUAUACCCAGUGUGCUGAUAGCGACGAGUGUUAACGCUCAUACUGCUCUCGGGUGGCGCUGGUGCUACUAUUGGGGUCUAAUCUUCUGUGUCGUCAGCUCAGUCGGAGUACUCCUAUUCUACUAUCCACCCCCACGGCCACAGUACGAUGUUGACAAAACCAGAUGGCAAGAGUUCAAGGAUUUAGACUUCGUUAGCCUCAGUCUAUACUCAAGUGGAUUGACUACCUUCCUGGUAGGGUUGACCUGGGCUGGUCAGGCCGGGCAUCCAUGGCGGAGUGCGUCUGUCAUUGUUCCUAUAGCUUUGGGCUUCACGGUGCUUCUCUCCGCGUUCGGGUACAAUUUUGUAUGGGCCAAGCAACCAUUUUUCCCCUUGAAGAUAUUUAAGAAAUUCACGGAAUUCACGGUUCUGCUUGGCAUCACAUUCGUGGCUGGCACCCUAUUUAUGUAUACAAAUGAUCCAAUUCAGAUCGGGUUGAUUGCACUACCGAAUGGAGUCUCCCAGUUCGUAUUCGGGGUCAUGGUGACGGCACUCUUAGGUAAAUUCAAGCGCCUCAAGAUGCAGAUGAUUACAGCAUGCGCAAUACAGACUAUAUUCUGUGCUGUAUUGGCUACUGUGGUUCCAAAGAACAAGUAUGCAUGGUCUGCAUUGCAGGUCUUCAUACUAGGCCCUUUCUCGUGGAUUGUUAUCUUAUGCUAUGUUGCAGCCGGCGUGAAUAUUCCGUUACAAUAUCUGGGUCUAGCAACGGGCCUCAUCGGCACAUUUAGAAGCAUGGGUGGUAGUGUUGGAAACGCGAUUUUCAACGCUAUACUGAACGGUGUUGUGAACGAUAACUUGGGCAACGCUAUUGCCAAAGCCGCUCUUUCAACCGGACAAUUUGAUCCAGCUAACAUCGGCCGUCUGAUCGGCGCGACCGUCGAAAAUGCCGCCGGCGUUCCUGGCGCGUUCGCCACAGUUCCUGGUAUCACUCCUGCAGUCGAGGCUGCCUCGGCUCAUGCACUUCGAGAGGUGUAUGGGAAGGGGUUCAGAAUGAUUUCAUACAGCACCAUUCCUUUCAAUGUCAUUGCCAUCCUAUUGGCUCUUGUAAUGAUGGAUCCAUCACAGUACCUUACGAAUCAUACUGCGGUGCGAUUGGAAAACGAGCAUAAGGAUGGGAAGGAUGUUCUCAAGGGUGACAGCUAA